Hyla sarda is the source of this 3354-nucleotide messenger RNA. It is a transcript of the gene ZBTB1, whose product is annotated as zinc finger and BTB domain containing 1. Gene Ontology annotation, molecular function: phosphatase binding. Bases 536 to 2593 code for a protein of 685 amino acids. NCBI's taxonomy places the organism in Eukaryota, Metazoa, Chordata, Amphibia, Anura, Hylidae. The transcript is spliced from 2 exons. Gene Ontology annotation, biological process: negative regulation of phosphatase activity. The record is from RefSeq and is a predicted model, not a curated record.
AACUACACCUCCCAUCAUCUCCUGACAGACUAUGUCCAGCAAAUGCAAUAAUGAUCCUGUGGCUCUCCCCCUACGUCAAAACUACAACUUCCUGCAUAUCCUGAGAGCCUUCGCCUGCAAGGACAUGAUGGGAGUCGUAGUUAUGCAACAGCGAGGGAGCCACAGUUUGCGGAGCACUGCAGUAGUGGCCAUUUCCCGUCCAGUAUCUACAGUAGGUGUAACAUGUUUGUGUCCUGCAGGGGGCGUCCGCUACCAGUGCAGACAUAGACGGAAGAAGCUCUGCGUAGCCUCCCCUUCCCCUCAAUGCUCUCGGGGCAGCGAGGGAAUCGGUGAUCGAGUCACAGAUCGGGGGGUCAUCGUCGGCAGGAAUUCGGGGAUUCGUGCUGGAGGGGGGCGGCUCCCCCAUUCGCUACCAUCACCGUUUACAUCCGCUGACAUUACACGGGCUGCCAGCUUGUCCAGCUGGGUCUUGUAGUCCUACCACAGCCAUAUUUACAGCGGCCGGGCCCGACAGCAGGGAAUCACUGGAACAAUCAUGAUGGGCAAAUCAAGCCACUGUAGUUAUGUGCUUCAGCAGCUUUACAACCAGAGAGAAUGGGGUUUUUUGUGUGACUGCUGUAUCUCCAUCAAUGACACCUACUUCCAAGCCCACAAGGCUGUCCUGGCCGCCUGCAGCUCUUAUUUUAAGAUGAUGUUCAUAAAUCAUCAACACACUAUGGCGCAGAUAAACCUUACCAACACCAAGAUCAGUGCUGAAUGUUUUGACCUGAUAUUACAGUUCAUGUACUUGGGUAAGAUCCUUAAAGCCCCUGAAAAUUUUGAACAAUUGAAGCAUGCCAUGAGUUACUUGCAGCUCUAUGUUAUCCCUGAUUGCCUUGAAGACAUACAGGAAAGUGAUGCUUCCAUGAAAUGUUCCUCUUCCGCAUCAAGUAGCUUGAGUAGUAAAAUGGUUUUUGGUGUCCGUAUGUAUGAGGAACCCAAGGCAAAAAGCAGAGAAGAGCCAAGCAGGUGGCCAUCGGAGCCUUUAUUACCUGUAAAUGCAGUUCCUGACAGGCAGCCUGAACAAAGUGUGCCUCUUGCAGUGCGUAAGCAAAUGCAGAACAUCUGCAAGAAAACUCCUUCCCCCAAAAUGUCCAACACAAGAGAUCGUGGGAGCAGACGCUUUGGACGCAGUUAUACUUGUGAAAGCUGCGGCUUCGCAUUCAGUUGUGAAAAACUUCUCGAAGAGCACUCUCAGACCUGCACCAAUAGGCAUUUCUUCCAAAAUAGAGAACACUCUAGUAAUGAUCAAAGCCAGAGCGGGAGUGAAUCGCCAGUCUCAAAGUUUUCUCCAAGCCAAGACAACUUGCAUAAAGCAGACUCAAGUCAAUGUGUGGAGGCAUCUGUGUCUUCUGAAGGCACAAAAAAAUCAUCUCUCACUGUAGACCAAAUUAAAAGUGAAACCAUAGACACUACUGAGAAAACCCCAGUAAUUAUUAAGAUCGAAUCCGAUGAGAACUCCAUUGUGGAAAUGGAAGAUAUUAAUAUUGUGAAAAUUUCGGCUAAAGAUUAUUUUGAGUCUUCUGACCUUGAUGACUUGGAUGAGGACACAGAUGAGGCACUUGGCUACUACAUUGGUGAACAAUAUAAAAGUUCAAAUGAGAAAUCUUUACAGCAAGCUUUGGUUAGCUGUAAAAAAGAUGUCCGCUUUUUGGAUCAGGAUGGUGCAGAGACCAGUGAGGCUUCAUGUGAUAUGUCAUGUGAACUGUGUGGUGCUACCGUCACUGAGCAUGACCUCUCCUCCCAUUAUCUGUCUCAACAUAUAGAAAAUAUAUGUGCCUGUGGCAAAUGUGGACAAAUUCUUGUGAAAGGUAGACAACUUCAGGAACAUGCCCAAAGAUGCGGAGAAUCUCAAGAGCGUCUUGAGAGGAACAUCGAUGAGAGAGUACACUUUGAAGAUGGCAUUGAGGAGUCUUCAGGAAUGGGAGAGGUGCUAGCAGACAUGUGGGAUGAUUUAAGUGAAGGGGGCAUUGGUACGACCAAACAGAUUUAUAAACAUUCCUCUUGCCCUUAUCGCUGUCCUAACUGCGGGCAACGUUUUGAGGGAGAAAACCUGGUGGUAGAACACAUGUCUCAGUGUGUGGACCAUGAAGUCUUCAGAAGCGCAAUUUCUGAUGAUAAUGAAAAAGAUCAUCGGCGAAAACAUUUCUGUGACAUUUGCGGCAAGGGCUUCUUCCAGCGCUGUCACUUACGGGAACAUUAUACUGUACACACCAAGGAGAAACAGUUCUCAUGCCAAAUAUGUGGGAAGCAGUUUUUACGGGAGCGCCAGUUGAGGCUGCACAAUGACAUGCACACAGGCAUGGCUAGAUAUAUUUGCACACUUUGCGACCAAGGAAAUUUUCGUAAGCAUGACCAUGUUCGCCACAUGAUCUCCCAUUUAUCACCAGGAGAAACCAUCUGUCAAGUGUGCUUUCAGAUCUUCUCGAAUAAUGAACUUCUAGAGCAGCAUAUGGAUACUCAUCUGUAUAACUGUGGAGUCUGUGGUGCAAAAUUUAACUUAAGGAAAGAUAUGAGGGCGCACUACAACGCCAAGCAUUUUAAAAAAGUCUAGACUUUCAAAAAGUUACCUGUAUGGCAAAGAAACCAAAGGUCUAAAAAUGUAUGCAGGACCUGGGAAUCCUGCACAUCUAUCCUGUUUUUUUUAGAUAUAUGUUUUUGUUGGUAGAGUGAGGCUGCAUUUCUAAGUUAAACAGUUUACCUGUAAAAUGUAUCUGAUAACAUUAUAGUUUUUAUAUGUAUUUUAUUUUUUUUACUUUUGCUUUCUUCAUUAUUCAUAUUUGAAAACCUAUCUCAGAAACCAAUUGUAUGUAAAAACAAUAGAAUGUAUAGCAACUGCCUUUAUGCCCCUUAUAUACAUAUAUAUAUACAGCAUGACUUCUUGCCCUGUUUGCUGGUGUGUAUAAUUACUGUGAAGCAUAGCACCUUUUAUAGUAUUUUUACGCUGUUUGUUCCAAUAGUGCUUUUAAUCUAAGGCAUCCUUUUUGGUAUAAGAAGUAUACAUGGAUAUGUCUGUUUCUAUAUCAUCUUGAGAAGUUACAUAACUUAGUUUGGAGAAACAAGUGCAAUUAAAAGUUAAUAAGGAUUUCUAUUUAGAUCAGGUUAGGGUUUAACUGUGGUGCAGUAAAUUAUAGGCAUACUAUGGGUUGUGCAACAUGACAAGUUUUUAAAGAUCAAAGAGAAUCCCACUGGUAUCGGUUUUCCUGGAGUUUUCCUUCACAUAGUUUGUCCACCUUGGCUGUAUUUGCUCACAUGACUGAAGGUGAUCUUCUGGAUCCUCUUGGAUAUGUUCAGGUGAAGCCUUUAUAUUCAAUA